AGCACGUACACCGCAACAGGCGGCUCGCCUUUGUUUCAUUUGUUGUCAUUACGUCUUUCUCUCGCUCCGCUUCCGGUGCAGAGCAGCGGGUCUGUUUUGGUGCAAGUCGGUGCGAAGCUGUUAUGUGACCCUUAUGCACGUAUCUUCGCAGUUUUGACAAGAACAGUAAUAAUAAUUGAAAAAAGAAAAAUAAUACUGUAGAGGUAUAGUGUAGUAGUGUAGAGACGAAGAAGACAGUGCUUCACUGUGAUGUGCGCUAAGGGGAACACAUCUGCACAAUCCGUUCUGCCUCGCCUCUCCCAUUCCGGUCUCCCUGUUCGCACAGAUUUCUCUGUACUGCUGUGGUGUUGCGUUCUCUCUCUCGCUUUCGCUUUCUUCUCUCUGCCGUUGAUGUUCGAGUAAUUAAACAUCUUCUUCUUUUCCUUUUUCCUUGCUACGAGUUUCGACACACCAUCAUAGAUGAGGCACGGGUGAAGUCGAAGUGCAGUCGUCAAUCUAUCACCUUGGAUUCGUGUGAACCGCCUGUUUUGCGUUUGUGUGGCGAAGUCUUCUGUGUGUGUGUGUGUGUGCCUGUUUUCCUUCCUCCUUUUUUUUUACUGUUAAAACGGAAAACAACGUAAGCACUUUACGUCCGGAACAAACGUCUCAAAAAAUCUUUUUUUCUCUUGCUCUUUCUGCCCUCUUUUAAACUCUUCAGCCACAGGUGCUGUCGGCGGGCUAUCCCGUAGUGCCCCUAUUUGUUGGAAGAGUCGUCUGCGACGCAUCUCCGCCUUUAUCUUUCUUUUCUCUCCGUUGUCGUUGCCGUUGUCGCUUUUUUUUCCCGCCUUUUUUCCUUUUGGAUUGUGCUCCGAACUCUUCCGAGAGCAGCCUCGCUUGUGAGCUCGUCGCUUCUGUGAGCGUGUGCGGGGUCCGGCUGCCUUAAAUCUUCACACUUUCACGUAACCCCAGCGCACUUUUUAGGUGUUGUUUUUAUCCAUUUUCCCUUUCCUCUCUCGGGUGGGCGCACCUUUUUUAGAUUCCUUCCAUGUCUCGUUUGAAGAUUAAUUUGGAGGCUAUAGAGCGAGAUUGCAACACCAACGCCGAGGGCUUCUCCGCUGAUGGCCGCGUGCGGGUUGGCUCUCUGCUGGUGUCCUCCGAAGGGGUGCGGGACAGCGAAGGCCACUACUACGAGCUGUCGUUAAACGACUUCGAUGUCGUGCCAGAGGCGGAGGGCGGCUUUUUAGGCCGCGGUAGCAGUGGCUCUGUUCGUCGUGCCACCCACCGCCGCAGCAGCACCGCCGUCGCGCUGAAGGAGAUUAAGGUGUCGGGCAAAGCUCACAUGAGUGAGAUACGGCGGGAGUUGGAGACCCUGCACGCCGGCGACUCCGCCACGCCGUACUUGGUAAACUUCUACGGCGCCUUCACGCACGAGGGCGCAGUUUUUAUCGCGAUGGAGGCGAUGGACGGGUCACUGCAGGAGAUCGCCAAGCCGACCCCGCUGCCGGUGCUCGCUUGCAUCACGCGCCAGAUGCUAAAAGGUCUCUUUUACCUUCAUCGCAUCCGCCACCUCAUGCACCGCGACCUGAAGCCGAGCAACGUGCUCUACAAUAGCCGCACGGGGGACAUCAAAAUAUCCGACUUUGGCGUUAGCUCGUUCCUGGAGUGCACCAAGGCAGACGCGCACAGCUUUGUCGGCACGGUGACCUACAUGAGCCCGGAGCGCUUGCACGGCGACUCGUACUCGUACGGUGCGGAUAUCUGGUCCCUGGGACUUGUGGUGGGGGAGCUAGCCCUUGGGGCUUGCCCUUUCGCGGGUUUGCGCGGGGAGAGCAGCGAGGGCCGCUUCUGGGCUCUCAUUCAACAUCUGAACGCUGCCGGCCCGGCGCUGGAGCUGCCGGAAGAGAUGGACGGUACCUUAGCGGACUUUAUUAACGCCUGUGUGGUAAAGUCACCAGAGCAGCGUGCGACGUGCAGCGAGCUUCUUCAACACCCCUUUAUCAAGAAGUACGCCACCAGCAAGGCUGCACCUGCGUCGCCGCCGGCAACGGUGAAUGCCGCAAGAGGAGGCAGCUUCUUGACACCACCCCCGCUUGCCAUUGCCAUCCCCGGCGCGGGCUGCGGCAAGGCGCGCUCGCCCGUUCUUAGUUUUCCCGCCCCCACCCGUGCCUUUGAAGGCUUCCCCGGGACUGACAGCGGCGGGCCGGGCUCCGGUGCGGGCUCCUUCUCGGCGCUCCUCCCCACCUCUGCCUCCUCCUCCCCGCCCAUCUCUUCCCUGCAAGAGCGGCACGAGGACGAGGCGGACGAGGACUUUGCAGAUCACCUUGUCAUCCAACAGUGGUUGCGCUCUAUGGAAGAGCGCGCGACUCGGCAUCGGCACCGGCCGCGCGGCAGCGACGCCCACCACCACAAGCCAUACGCCAGCCCCGCAAACGGGUCGAGCGCUGGGAACAAUGCAGGGGGCAGCGCAGCGAACACCGUCAGCACCGCUGCGGACGGCGAGCACGCCAGCUCUCAUAGUGACGAGGGUUGGGAGCAGAGUCACGACCGUUACUCGAGUGACGGCGGUAGCGCCUGUGCGCUGCCUCACGACGGGACACCAGGGCAGCAGCAAAGCUUCGAGUCGUCGCGUGCCGGCGGAGAGCCGUCUGUGAAUCUGGAUGAGGAGCUCAACAAACUGCUGCUUUAG
Messenger RNA from Leptomonas pyrrhocoris, 2665 nucleotides. RefSeq names its product putative protein kinase. Gene Ontology annotation, biological process: protein phosphorylation; MAPK cascade. Gene Ontology annotation, molecular function: ATP binding; MAP kinase kinase activity. The coding region runs from base 1025 to 2665 and encodes 546 amino acids. NCBI's taxonomy places the organism in Eukaryota, Euglenozoa, Kinetoplastea, Trypanosomatida, Trypanosomatidae. The transcript has a single exon. The record is from RefSeq and is a predicted model, not a curated record.